GAACCUAACACCACUUGAAUUAAACAAAUACUUACAUUUAGUCAAUAAAAUCUUUAUGCUUUAUAUAAACUUACUGAUAAAUCACUUUCAAAGUUUCGAGUGCCAGCCGCCAAUGCAAAGGAGUCGAGCCGGGCUUAUAAAGUUGCAACGCGGGAGAAUAGACUUUCUAACAGCAGCUAGCCAGACCAUUCGAAGUUGUGAUCGGGAGAGAGACGCGCAGUGUUGAUUUCAGAGUUGUGAGCAGAAAAAUUUCUUGACUGGACUUCCGAAGUUUCGAAUGAUGCUAUGAUGUUUAUAGUAUGCCAAGGGAUACUUUUUCAAGAUUAUGCAUAGAAUAAUGAAGCAAUGACUAGAAUUGUGUUCUAGGUAGAACUGCUCACGAUUACAUAAGAAUGACGUGCUCAAUUCGAAUAAAUUAUGGUGUAACUUUUGCAUUUAUGUUCGUAGAAAUUAAAGUUGCAGUGACUGCUAUUUAGCCGAGUGGUGCAGUUUAAACGUGAUGUACACUGUGAAGCAUAAUUAAUGAAAUUCUGCAUUUGAUUGAGGUUAUUUUAGAAAACUAUCGUCGUAGAGUGCCCGGGUUUUCUAGCUAUUAUACCAAGAAACAGUGAAUCUCAGAAAUUAAUACUUUCUUUAUUUAAAAUAUAAUAUAUUUUUUUAUUUAUAAUACAAUAUCUUUUUUUUACUGUAAAGUGUCAUUUAUUGCGAACAUCUUGAAGCUGUUCUCCAUUGGAUCGAUAAAUGAACCAUACAAUGACAGUAGAGGAAAAAGUUAUAUCUGAAGCCAUGCACUACGCUGUUGGUCAAAUAUGCCAAGAGGUAGGUGAAAAAAUUGGAGUAAAAUUCACCCCCGAAGUGAUGGCAACAAUAGCAAACAUCGUCUCGACCCAGCUUGACGUGUAUGCCGACGACUUAGCAUCUUUUGCAAGGCACGCUAGAAGAACUAUCGUAUCCACUGAAGAUGUACAGUUAAUCGUGCGUCGCAAUCCUUCUCUUAAAGCUCACAUCGAGGACAAAGCCGUGGAGUAUGGACUGCAUCAGACGAGUGAGAAAGGCCUGAAGAAAAAGAAACCAAUGCAGGCAAAAAUUUCUGUCUGCUCGCCCGUUCGUGAAGCAGAAGAUGAAAAUUCGGAUCAAACUGACGUUGGAACUGGAGGGUUGAAAAUUGGUCAAGAUUCGGCGGCAGUUGGGACAAUGCCCAACGAAAUAACGGUUCCUCCUAAGGAUGCAGAAGCGGCUAGGGUCAAAGCAACGGGAGCCAAAGCUGGACCCAGUACCGUUUGGCCUGAUUUUCAGUUGGACUUUGAUAAUAUUGAAACAAUCGACUGAUAUUUUUUUUGGGGUAAUAAUGUUUGUAAGUUUCAUACUUUUUACGGUACUGUUACUGUUAUAGUACUUUUAUCUUAGCCGAGUUUCCAAUAAUAAACGUUUCAGUAAGUUUUUUGUAUAUAAUUUGAUUUCAUUCGAAAAGUGGUUUGAAAUGAU
Molecule: messenger RNA, 1485 nt
Organism: Hyalella azteca
Lineage: Eukaryota; Metazoa; Arthropoda; Malacostraca; Amphipoda; Hyalellidae
Product: centromere protein S
Exons: 4
Coding region: 742-1329 (195 amino acids)
Biological process (GO): replication fork processing; resolution of meiotic recombination intermediates
Cellular component (GO): Fanconi anaemia nuclear complex; FANCM-MHF complex
Molecular function (GO): protein heterodimerization activity; chromatin binding
Source: RefSeq, a predicted model, not a curated record